GAGGGAUGCUGCUCCGGCAGCUGCUGGGGCUGCUCCGCUGCUGCUGGCCCUCCCUGCUGCUGCACUGUGCCCUCCACCCGCUCUGGGGGUCCCUCCAGAUCACUCAGGGUGAACCCCAGAAAUCAUGCUCCAAGCCUGUAGCAGAGAAAUUUACAGAGACCUGCCAGGAAAUUUGCCAGUGCAGGCCACCUCCUCUGUUACCACCGCCUCCUCCGCCUCCGCCGCCCCCGAGGUUGCUGGCGGUGCCAACUCCCAAGUCUACCUUUUGUCCCACUGAAGAGACCUGGUGGCCAGGCCUGAUUAUUAUCAUUGCAGUAUGCUGUGCCACACUAGUGUUCCUCUUUGUAGUUGUCAUCAUUUGCUACAAAGCCAUAAAAAGGAAACCAAUGAGAAAAGAAGAGAACGGAACCAGUCGGUCGGAAUAUGCAAUGACCUCCUCCCAGAACAACAAAACAGUUGAUAACAAUGCGGUCGUAUAAUCCCCGGGAGCCCGCCAAGCGCAGGAGGUGGCAAACUUUCAAAGCACACACACAGAGUAUGCAAGGUGGGUGAAAUGAGGCAACCAAGGGAGCUCUGUGGCCAAGGACUUCAUUUCAGAAACAGCGCACGCAUCAGUGAUCCAGAAGAGAAAACCAGGCUGCUCUCCAGGCUUGCUGCUGCUCCAGGGGAGGAUCAGCUCACCCACCUGGGCUGCCCAGAGGAAAGGCCUCGCAAAGGCAUAAGCACUGCAUGCUGCAUCCCAUGAAAGCCAUGUUGCCAUGCCUCCCACUCCUUCUUCUUCCUCUCUUCCCCUACUUUUGUGUUUGAACUGAGUGUCACAAAAAGCUUCUGGAGCAGGAUCUUUUGAGGAGAGGGUGAUCUGCCAGAGUGGCAGUAGUUUAUCACAGAUGGGUCAGAGGGAGGUAUCUCCCUCUAAAUGGGAGGUGUCUCCCUCUACAUGGAGAGAUGUGUCACCUAUGUGCUUCUCCAGCCUGUGCAGCUUCAUACGCUGAUGCUUCAUUCCCUUCAUUCUUACUAUUUUGUUAUUACAAAGGGAACAAAGGUUUCUGUUAAACAAUCAAGCAAAAUUGCCCUGAACUUGUGACUUAUCCCACGAAAUUUAUCUGUGGUCUGGUGACUAUGCAGCUUUCAUGGCUGAAGUUUUCAGGCAGAAGAAAUUAAAAUGUAAGAUUUUAGCAAUUAGCAUUGCUAUUGAAAGAGAAGUGCUUUAAACAUUAUGACUUCAUAAUUAGCCUCCUUUUUUGCGCCACACUUUUAUUUUAUCUUUAAAAGUGUUCCUUUGUGAAACGCCUUGUUUCUUUGUGUUCACGCUGAAUCCCCAGGGAAACUCCUACAGGAAAGAUACUGUUUACAUCUUGGUGUGAGUGUUGGGGCAGGAUUGUGCUGAAAGGACUAGAAGCCCUUUGAAAUUCUCUUCUUUCACUGGUUAGUGUUGUUCCCUCAAAGUGUUGAGUCUCCUGAACUGAUGCCCUGAGGACAUUGCAGGUCUGGCUUGUAGGACCACUUUUGAGGGUCUGGUAGCUGGUUGUGCCCACAUUACCUCAGUCUCUGCCUCUCCCGAGCUCAGGCUGAGAGUGGAGCCAAGUUCAGCAUACAGUUCAGUAUACUUUCCAUUACAUGAUUUGAAGAUUAUUUAAAGAAAAGCUGAAUCUACCCAAAUACAUUUCACAUAGAAUCUCAGGUCAGACUCAGCAAGUAGCCCUUAGGAUAAAGGUGAUGAGACUAGUUGAGAUGCUGGUCUUUCCCUACCUCCUGAACACGUUCCUUUGUGUCAUAUCUCCACCUGUAUGUCUCCAUUUACCUCUGUGCUGAAAGUAGUGAUGCAGUCAAAGACAAAUUUACACCCUGGCAUCUUGUCUGGACAUAAAACUUUGGUACCACUCGGUCUCUGUGUCUGUGGGUAACUCCCAGGCACGGAUGCAGUCUCACUCUGGGACCUGGCUGCCCCAGCUGUGUUGUCCCUCAGUACUGCAACACACCAAUACUUUCAGUUUUAUACAAGGAUGUGCCUGAACUGCAGAAAUCAGACCUGGAUUUGGAGCGCAUUCCGGCCCGUGGGUAAUGUGUCCCUGGGAUGCAGACUUUGGUGUUAUGGUAGAGGAAGACAAUGUUCUGCAGAUCUUCCCCAAAAAAGCUCUGGAAUGUUCAAAUCAGCAGUCUCAGCUCAGGCCCAUCUGCAGUUUUCUAUUACCUGUCAAACAAGAGGGUGUAUGUAAAUACAAGUACCUUUUCAAUGAUAAAAUGAAAUGCUGCUAUAUAUUGCUCUUGAGAAAUUUAUGUAGUUAUUCUUUUAGCUUUUUAGUCUGUCAUCACUAUGUAGAAGUUUAACUGCAUAAAAUUAUUUUUUAAAGUUAGACUUUCUUGGGAAGUGAAUGCAAUUGCAAAUGUGAAAGGAGGCAAGUAACCACAAGUAUGAUCAUUCCCAGCCACAUUAAUGUUGUGUGCUUGUGCAAGACACAGUGAUAUAUCCUUAGAUCCAAAGUGGGAUUAAAAUUAAACAAUUUACAAUUUGAGUCUAGUAUCCCAAAUGUCGAUUGCCUAAAGCACUUAGCCCCUAAAUACUAUAAUAAAAAUAUUGCAAGUAUAUUUCUAGAAUAUUUUUAAGCUAUAACAUUUAUUUUGGUGUAGUUACCUAUGUUUGCCUUUCUUUUUUUACUCCAGUUGUUUCAGCCUAAAUGUAGAAAUGUGGCAUAGUUUGAGACUGGUUGCAUGUUUAUCUGAGAGUAUAAAGUAUGAAUGCAGAUAAGUUGAGCAUAAUAUGGGCUCAGGAUUAGCACUUUCUCCUAAAGGUUUUUGAUUUUAUUUGUUUCCUAAUACAGCUUUAAAGGCAUGUUCUGUAAGGUCAAAAUCACAAAAAGGAUUUGUAGGUAAUUAUGUCCAUCAAAAUAUGUCUGUUUUUGCAAAAAAAGAGUAAAAAGAGAUGGUCACUAAACUGAUUUUCAGUGGUAUCAGUGAUAAAAUGUCCUCACUAGAGAAGACCCUGAUGAUGACAUAACCCACAAGCAAACCCAGCCUAGGGCCCAUGAAAACUCUUCAGGAAAACAUAACCUUUAAAAACUUCCUGGAGAGUGAAGAGGCAGGGCAUUGCAAGGCACAGCACAUGCUGCCUAGGAUCUAUUUCCAACUCUGCCACUGAUCUGCUAUUUACUAGCAAGUGAUUUUGCCUCUCUGUGCCUCAGUUUACCCAUCUGUAUAAUCACAAUAAAAGUAGGUACCAGCUCUGCAGCAGCAUUUUGAGAGAAAUACACAGCUAGCAGCUUAUUUGCUAGGUGGAUGUACAGUAUCAAUAUAUGCAACAUGCUGAUAAAUGUCUCGGGCGCAUAAUUGCCAUAAUAGUUCCUGAGCAAGCAUUCCUCAUGUGCUUUUAUAGUGCAUAAAAGAAAAGCAGCAGCAGACGGGCUGAGAGCUGCUCUUGUGCUUGCCCAGACCCUUUGCUCUCAGCCCUCACGUGGCAGCAUGGCGGGAGAGGUGGGAGAUCCUGCAUGGGGCAGCUUUGCCUUCAGAUUCCUGCCCAGGUACAGUUGGGCACAUUGCACCAAAGGGAUCUUGAGAAAGGUGCUGGGAAAAGUGUACUGGAAUCAGACACGACUCUUCAGAAAAGGGAGGCUGGACAGGGGAUGUCACUGAGGAGUGAUUUCUGAGGCUUGCUGCUGGGGUUUAAGGUUGUGUUUAAUACUCCACAGACUACUUACAAAGCUUAUGUAAGAGAGGCUUCUGUGCUUCCUUACUGUACUAUAAUUAAAUGCAAAGAGAAAGGCCAGAUCCAUAAGCACUUCACUAAGCAGUGAUCCCGCAUCUGGGGAACUGGCAACCCAAAAUGCAGCUUUACAAGCAUUUUGAGUUCCCUUUUAGCCACUAAAAUAUCAGGGGUAGAAAGGACCUGCUUAGCUCCAUUGACAAAAUAGUCACAUCCCCAGCAGAUGUGAAGGUGGCCAGUUCCUACACAGAAGGUACUUGCUGUGCUCUGCCCACCACCAAAGUCAGCAAACUGCUGCCCCCAGUCUGAGGGAGAGCAGCAGCUCCAAAUCUCUUCUCAAGGAUCACCACUGGCAGGGAAUGCACCUCAAGGGCCUGAGCUGCCAAGGGUUGAGCUUCCUCAUUCCUCACAAGACAGGAAGGUGGAGCUGAAGCCCCAGCCCUGCUGCCCUUCCUGUCCCACACCUGACACAGUGGUGUGCCCAGGGAAGCAUUUCUGCCUUGGACAGAUGCUGCAAAAACAGACAUGGAAAGGAAGGGGAAAGUUCUACAAAGUAUAAAAUAUAAAUAUAUUGAUAUAUAUCUAUACAGAGACCUGGUUGUCCACUCUUGCAUACUACAUGGUCACAGCACCUGGAGAAAGUGGGGACACCCUCCUCCAACCCAGUCAUGACCAUUGAAGCUGCCAAGCAAUGGAGAAUCAGGCCUAUGGUAGAUAUGUAUUUACUAUACUCCCUGCACCUGUACAAACAAAAAUAUAUUAUUUUAAACUGCAAAAUAGUGUGUUUAAAUCAAUGCAUGAAUGUAAAUAUUCUAAGAUCUGCCUUCUUGACUGUGUACCACAUGUACAGAUGAAAACGAAUAUUGUUUAUAGGAAAUCUGUAUCAGUGGUUAAAUGACUAAAGAGAAAAAAAUAUCAAA
Melospiza melodia melodia is the source of this 4617-nucleotide messenger RNA. RefSeq names its product proline rich membrane anchor 1 (gene PRIMA1). The record is from RefSeq and is a predicted model, not a curated record. Lineage: Eukaryota; Metazoa; Chordata; Aves; Passeriformes; Passerellidae. The coding region runs from base 6 to 479 and encodes 157 amino acids. The transcript has 4 exons.